Aspergillus caelatus is the source of this 777-nucleotide messenger RNA. Its product is annotated as ankyrin repeat domain-containing protein. The transcript is spliced from 2 exons. Gene Ontology annotation, molecular function: protein binding. Lineage: Eukaryota; Fungi; Ascomycota; Eurotiomycetes; Eurotiales; Aspergillaceae. The record is from RefSeq and is a predicted model, not a curated record. Bases 87 to 755 code for a protein of 222 amino acids.
AUACCCAAAAAUCCCACAAUUCAAGCGUCACUCAGACCUUGAACAGAUCAUCACAACCACGUGAUUUCAAAAGUAGAGAGGCAAAAAUGUCCACAAAAACCCCCGUCACAUUAACCGUCGACGCAAUCGACGAUCUCAUCUACGAUGCUCGCGCCGGCGACCUCGAUUCCCUCAAGUCCGACCUGGCGGCCCUGAGCACCCAGCACAGCUGCCCGCAGGCCUGGAUUGUGGCGUCGGCGAUCGACUCCGAGCCUGAAGAGGAGGGUGGUACCGGAUCAUGCCUUUUGCAUUUUCCUGCUGCGAAUGGCAAUGAGGACAUCUUGAACUUCCUCCUGGGAGUUCUCACUCAGGGUGAGACUCAGCUGGAUCAGGCUCAGGUGGCGGCUGUUGUUAACCAUCGUAAUCACUCGGGUAACACGGCGUUGCACUGGGCGGCGCUGAACACGCAUUUGGAGUGCGUGAAGGCGCUUGUCGGGGCUGGUGCUGAUAUCUCCAUUAAGAAUGAUGCUGGCUUAGAUGCUGUUUUCCUCGCUGAGAGGGCUGAUUGGACUACUGAGGAGCAGGGUGAGGAGCAGGAGCAGGAUGAGGUUGAAGUUGAAGUAGGGGCUGAGGCACAGGAGGGUGAAGGCGAUGCUGGGAAGAUGUCUAAGGGGAGACAGGUUGUGGAGUGGUUGUUGAGUUCGGAGAAGGGUGGUGAAUUGGAGACCGGUGCUGGGGAGAAUGCUCCUGCUGCUGCGGAGGGAUCGACGCAAUGAUUUACGCUUUUAUGGCUUUUAU